Molecule: messenger RNA, 3237 nt
Organism: Leptopilina heterotoma
Lineage: Eukaryota; Metazoa; Arthropoda; Insecta; Hymenoptera; Figitidae
Gene: Med
Product: mothers against decapentaplegic homolog 4
Exons: 11
Coding region: 690-2699 (669 amino acids)
Biological process (GO): transforming growth factor beta receptor signaling pathway; anatomical structure morphogenesis; SMAD protein signal transduction
Cellular component (GO): heteromeric SMAD protein complex
Molecular function (GO): DNA-binding transcription factor activity, RNA polymerase II-specific; I-SMAD binding; RNA polymerase II cis-regulatory region sequence-specific DNA binding
Source: RefSeq, a predicted model, not a curated record
GGCAUUCGCAGAAUUUUGCGUUAGCUACACGGCUUUGUUUUUUCCAAGGAUGAAAAUUGUAAAUUGCAACAAUCGCAGAACAAGCUAUGAGUGACAGAGCAUGAGUGAAAGGUAGUAUCACAUUCAAGAAAAGCAAAAAAUCAACUCUAUUGAAUUUAUUUUUCAUUUUCACCUGGUGAACAUUGAAAACAAAGUGAAACAAAGUUUCGACAAUUGUCUCCUCGACUACCUAACUCACGCAUUUUUCUUCAAAGUGUUUUAAAAAAACAAGAUCGCAAUAAUGUUGUAUAAACGAUACAAGUGCUCCUGAGAUGUAAACUCAAGUGUUUUUAAUGUUGGAGUGAGGUUUAGUGGUGCCUGGUGUUACUUUACUCGUGUAGCCGAUGUCAGUGUCGUUUGACUGUGAUUUUCCUAUAUAUAUUGAAAUGAAAUAAACUUUUGUUGUAUAUGUAUAUAUUAUUUUUUUCGUGCCGUGUUUACUUGUUUUUUUCUUCUAGUGUCAAAUUGAGACUGUGUGAAUAUUUAGAUUGACGCCGCAAAAAAAAAGAAAAAAAAACAACAAAUGGCUAAAGUAUUUCACUAGAUGCUGGAGCAUAAAGGGAUUGAAUGUUUUGGGGUUCGACGUAAGGGUAAGGUCAGAAAUUUGAAGGAAGAGGACGUCAACAAUUGCCGCCACGGCUUUCACAGAGAUGGUUGGACUCGCGGGCGGGGGUAGUCACCUUUACCCCUCGCCCCCGAUGCAAUCAAAUCCCGAAAUAAGAGAAAUGACGGGAAUGGCACCAAGUGCACCAACGAGUGCGGAUGCAUGUCUGAGUAUUGUGCAUUCGCUCAUGUGCCAUCGUCAAGGAGGCGAGAGUGAAACAUUUAGCAAGAGAGCUAUCGAGUCACUGGUGAAAAAAUUAAAGGAGAAAAGAGAAGAACUCGAUAGUUUGAUAACAGCAAUAACAACAAAUGGAGCACAUCCAAGUAAGUGCGUUACAAUUCAGAGAACACUUGACGGAAGAUUACAGGUGGCUGGACGUAAAGGAUUUCCCCAUGUGAUUUAUGCGAGAAUUUGGCGAUGGCCCGAUCUCCAUAAAAAUGAACUGAAACACGUGAAAUACUGCCAAUUUGCUUUUGAUCUCAAAUGUGAUUCUGUUUGUGUGAAUCCCUAUCAUUAUGAAAGAGUCGUCUCACCAGGGAUAGACCCGUUCUUUACAGACCUGUCAGGAUUGACACUUCAAUCGGGCGUUGGAGUUGGACCUGCGGGACGUUUGGUGAAGGACGAGUAUACGGUAGGUGGAGGAACGGCAGCCGCCGUGACCGGUGUUGGUGCCAGUUCAGGAAUGGAAGUUGAUGGGGAAAUGAAUCAAACAAUUCAACAUCAUCCACCAACACAACCACCUGCGGCAAAUAAUCCACAACAACCACAACAACCAUUUAUGCCCGGUCAUUCAACUCAAAAUCCAGCCAAUGGGGAGGGAAUGUUUAGUGGAGGCGGGGGAGUUAAUGGUAAUAAUCCACACAACAAAUUGGAAGAGAAUAAUUGCCCCCGACAGACAUGGAUUCCCACGCCUCAUCAUUCUUCGACGCGAAACAUACACCAUUCUGUAGUACAUACGAUGGGACAUCCGGUUGCUAAUCAACAGCAGCCGAUAAAUACUCCGAGUGCUAAUACCAGUGGACAAAUUUUGAAUUCCAAUCCGGGACAGACUGCUGAACCUUUCUAUGGAACUACGACACCACCUCAGGAUCUUAAUCAACCUCAACCUGCUGUUGAUCCAUUGGCAGCAACUUUAAGUGGAAGCCAAGGUUCUCCAGUGUCACCGGUGCAUUUACAUCAUCAAAAUGGUUUUGCCGUGGCCGCAGUGACGAAUCCUUAUAAUACCGGUGCACCACAAUGGACUGGUGCAAAUACUUUAACUUACACGCAAAGUAUGCAACCUCCCGAUCAUCGACACCUGCACACCACAUCAUAUUGGGGUGCACACGGUGGCGAAGUGGGAGGAAAUUUACUCUCGAGUCAACCAGCUCCGGAAUAUUGGUGCUCUGUUGGCUAUUUUGAAUUAGACACUCAAGUAGGAGAAACUUUUAAAGUAAGCAGUAGUUGUCCUACUGUUACUGUUGACGGUUACGUCGAUCCCAGUGGUGGUAAUAGAUUUUGCCUUGGUGCUCUCAGCAAUGUACAUCGUACAGAGCAGAGCGAAAAAGCUCGCCUUCAUAUAGGAAAGGGAGUCGUUUUGGAUUUAAGAGGCGAGGGAGAUGUUUGGCUGAAAUGUCAGAGCGAACAUAGUGUCUUCGUUCAGUCCUACUAUUUGGAUAGAGAAGCUGGACGUGCUCCUGGAGAUGCUGUUCACAAAAUCUAUCCAACCGCGUAUAUUAAAGUGUUCGAUUUGAGGCAGUGUCACAAGCAAAUGAGAGGACAAGCGGCCACUGCCCAAGCAGCGGCAGCGGCUCAAGCUGCAGCAGUCGCUGGACAUCUCACUCACGGGGCUCCUAUUACUAAAAGCCUGAGUGCGGCUGCUGGCAUCGGAGUCGACGAUCUUCGACGACUUUGCAUCUUACGGUUAAGUUUUGUUAAAGGAUGGGGACCAGAUUAUCCAAGACAAAGUAUAAAGGAAACACCAUGUUGGAUUGAGGUGCAUCUUCAUCGAGCACUUCAACUCCUUGACGAAGUACUUCACACGAUGCCAAUCGAUGGACCUCGAGGCAUCGAAUAAUUCGAGUAAUAUUUAUUGAUAAUAUUAUCAAAAAAAAAUACCGAAUGGAAAAAAACUCCAUGUUCAAAGAAAAGAAAAAUAGAAAUCCAUUUCUAUGCAUAUAACAGUGAUAUUAUCACUCAAGACACUCCAAAUAAUUAAUCGGAAAUCACUCAAUAUAGCAAAUCAUAUUUCGUGCACAGCAUUAGAUGAAAGAAGAAGGAGAAAAAAUAAUGGAAAAUGGUAAGCGAUAGUUUUGUAUUAUAUAUAUAUAUAUUAAUCCAGCGAUUAAUUAUUAUAACAAAAUAUUGUUAUUUGCUACGAAUUUUGUUCUUUUUUAAAAAUGGUCGAGAAUUUUUAUAAUCUAUGAAUAAUAGGCGGUGAUGCAAAUGAAUGUUUUUAAAGUGAGAAAAGAGAGAGAGAAAGAGAAACGAACAUUUUCGAAAAAACAAGCGAAAGGUUGACGAAAACAAAAAAGUUUGUUCCUUUUUCCAGUUAUUUAGUGGUUUCUUUUAUUUUAAAGUCUUCGUAUUAUCGAUAUUGUUUUAUGAUUGCAAAA